Pseudopipra pipra is the source of this 2184-nucleotide messenger RNA. It is a transcript of the gene CHEK2, whose product is annotated as checkpoint kinase 2. Gene Ontology annotation, molecular function: ATP binding; protein binding; protein serine/threonine kinase activity. The transcript has 15 exons. Lineage: Eukaryota; Metazoa; Chordata; Aves; Passeriformes; Pipridae. Gene Ontology annotation, cellular component: cytoplasm; nucleus. Gene Ontology annotation, biological process: protein phosphorylation; mitotic DNA damage checkpoint signaling. The record is from RefSeq and is a predicted model, not a curated record. Bases 90 to 2039 code for a protein of 649 amino acids.
CGGCGCUCACCGGCGGCCUCUGGCCGAAGCGGUCGGGGUGGACGGCGCGCUGCAGGCUCCGGAACCGCCGCUGCAGCUGCCGCACGUCGAUGCGGAAGGAGCGGUCACUGCGAGACACAAGGCGGGUGAGCCCCGCGGCCGGCCGGGCCCGCGGCCGCCCCGUCCGCACUCACCAGUCCAUCAGACGGAAGAGGUCGGGCCGCGGGGCCGGCGGCUGCAGGGCCUGGCAGGCGGGGCAGAAGCGCGGGGUGCCAUCGGUGCCGGCGAGCGCGGUGCCGCAGCUCCAGCACGGCGGCCCCGGGGCGCGGCCCGGCGCGGCCUCGCGCAGCGCCCGCCGCGCCCACCCGAGCCGGGCCCGCAGCGCCGCCCGCAUCGCGCCCCGCUCCCGGCGGCCCCCGCGCCGCGGCCCCUUAUUGGCUCCGCCCGGGGCGCGCGCGUACCGCGGCACCGGCGCGAGCGGCGCGAACCCCGUGAGCCCCAACAUGUCCCGAGAGACUGAAAGUGAAGUACAGCAGACUCAAGGUGCCCAGUCACAGUCACAGAGUUCCUCUUCCAGUGGGUCACAGAGUACUAGUCAGUCUUCCUCAAGUUCUGGGACCCUCAGUUCUUUGGACACCGUUCCGACUCAGGAGCUUCCGUCGAUCCCUGAGGAACCUGAAGAGCUGGAUCCUCAGCCGUGGGGUCGACUCUUUGCACUUGCAAAAGGUUUCAGCAACUGUGACUGUGUGAAUGAGGAAUACUGGUUUGGGAGAGACAAAAGCUGUGAUUACAGUUUUUCUAAGCUAGGACUGUAUGAGACUGGCUUCUACGAAAACUAUAGCAAGAAGCACUUCCGAAUUUUCAGGGAAAUGGGUCCAAAAAAUUCCUAUGUUGCCUACAUUGAAGACCAUAGUGCAAAUGGAACAUUUGUGAAUAAAGAGCUUGUUGGAAAAGGGAAGAGGCUUCCACUGAUUCACAACGCUGAAAUUGCACUGUCUCUACAGACCAAUAAGGUGUUUGUAUUUUCUGAUCUUACGGUGGAUGAUCAGAUGACAUUUCCUAGAGAACUGAGAGAGAAAUAUAUCAUAUCAAAGACUUUGGGAAGUGGUGCCUGUGGGGAAGUCAAACUGGCCUUUGAGAAGAGCACUUGUAACAAAGUCGCUGUGAAGAUCAUCAAUAAGCGGAAGUUUGCGGCGAGUGGCCCGAGAGAGGCAAACCCAGCUUUUAAUAUCGAUACAGAAAUUGAAAUUUUGAAGAAAAUAGAUCACCCUUGCUUAAUCAAGAUCAAAAACUUUUUUGAAGCAGAGGAUUACUACAUUGUUUUGGAACUGAUGGAAGGAGGAGAAUUGUAUGACAGAGUGUCAAGGCCAAUCAAGAUGAAAGAAUCUACCUGCAAGUUGUAUUUUUAUCAGAUGCUGCUGGCUGUAAAGUAUCUUCAUGACAAUGGAAUUAUACACCGAGAUCUAAAGCCAGAAAAUGUCCUACUUUCGUCUUCUGAAGAAACAUGUCUUAUAAAGAUUACAGAUUUUGGACAAUCCAAGAUUCUUGGAGAAGCUACUCUUAUGAAAACAUUAUGUGGUACCCCCAUGUAUCUUGCUCCUGAGGUUCUAAAUUCACUUGGGACUGCUGGAUACAGCCGAGCUGUGGACUGCUGGAGUUUAGGAGUUAUUCUUUUUGUAUGCUUGUGUGGAUAUCCACCAUUCAGUGAGCAAAAUAGUAAACUCUCUCUGGAAGAUCAAAUCACUCGUGGAGAAUACAGGUUCAUUGCAAGAGAAUGGAAGCAUGUGUCAGACAUGGCUCUGGAUCUUGUGAAGAAGCUGUUAGUAGUGGAUCCAAGCAGACGUCUUACCACAGAGGAAGCCUUAAAGCAUCCUUGGCUUCAGGAUGAGGAUAUGAAGGGUACAUUUCGACAGCUACUUGCUCAGACACGUACCAAUAUGGAUCCACCACAAACAUCAAAAAUGCCAACCACAAUGAGAAAGCGUCACCAUGAAAAUGAGGAAGAAUCUGGCCCUUCUAAGCGAACUGCUCCUUCUACAUCGUUUCAGAAAAUGAGGUGAAAAAGAAGAGAAAGUGACUUUUGCAAAUGACAGCUUUUUGUAUGGAAAGCAGACUUUUUUUUAAUAAAAAUUUAAUAAUGGAAUGACAUGCUUCAACAUUGUUGAAGAUGCAAUUUUGAAAUAAAAAUUACUUUGUAAGACUGAA